Amborella trichopoda is the source of this 777-nucleotide messenger RNA. Its product is annotated as SPX domain-containing protein 3. NCBI's taxonomy places the organism in Eukaryota, Viridiplantae, Streptophyta, Magnoliopsida, Amborellales, Amborellaceae. The record is from RefSeq and is a predicted model, not a curated record. Gene Ontology annotation, biological process: cellular response to phosphate starvation.
AUGAAGUACGGGAAAAUGCUGAGGCGUCUAAUAGAGGAGACGCUGCCGGAGUGGAGAGACAAGUUUAUAGCAUACAAAGACCUGAAAAGGCACCUCAAGACGCUUCCUCGUAUGAGUUUGUCUUUGGAGGAGGCAGAAUUCAUAUGUUUGUUGAACGCUGAAAUUGAGAAGAUCGAUGACUUCUUCUUGGACCAGGAAGAAGACAUCAUCAUCGCACAAAAGGAAUUGAAGGACCGAAUUCAAAGCACCAUAGCCACAUUUGGGGCAAAUGGGGUGAGGCCUUCUGAAACAGAGUACGAAGAAGAAAUGGCAAAGAUCAGGAAUGACAUGGCCAAUUUCCAUAGAGAGAUGGUGCUCUUGGAAAACUAUAGCAACGUCAAUUACACAGGCCUUGCCAAGAUCUUGAAGAAGUAUGAUAAGAAAACGGGCCGGUUUCUUAGGCUCCCUUUCACUGAGAAAGUAUUGGGGCAGCCAUUUUUAAUGACUGAUCUUCUCUCUAGACUUGUCAAAGAAUGUGAGGAAACUAUGCAGGCUUUAUUCCCAGCUGAAGGGGGAGGAAAUGAAGCAUGGGAGGAGACCAUAUUCAGGAACGCAGUGGCUGCAUUUGUGACCAUUAGAGAGAUGAGACGGGGCAGCUCAACUUAUCGCCCUCUCUCUCUCCCCCAUAUAGAUGAGGCAAUUCAGACCCAUCGUGAUCACCAAACUGCUGAUCUGACCACAUGGGGUGGACUAGUGGACGGUCGGGAUUUUGAAAUACUAGUAAAAUACAAUAUGUAG